AACAAACACGAAACUUAUGAUAAUGACUGUUCUUGAAGUUGUUUCACUUGAUUAUUUUCGUAAUUUUCGAACAUCUAGCGAAAUAUAAUUAAAAAUUGAAGGAAAAAAUGAUUCUGAAUGAUUGAUGUGUUAAUUCAAACUCAUUCUAUUCAACCAAGUAACCAUUUGAUUCAAACAUGAACAUCGUAACGAAUUCGAAAACCUCACUACUGGAUAACUUCAAGCAUGAAAAUAAUUCUGAUAACACAAGUCAAAUUACUGAAGAAACACUCCUUCAGAAAAAAUUUGUUGCUCCAGAGGAUGUGAUGAAAUUGAAUAAGAUAACUGAAAAUUACUUGUGCUCACCGAAUAUGAAUGUUUAUGAUAUUGAUUUCGUACGCUUCAAAAUAAGAGAUCUCGAAACCGGAAUUACUUUAUUUGAAAUUGCCAAACCGACAUUUUCCUCUGUAGAAAAUGGAUGCCUAGAAGAAGAAAACGGUGAUACGAACCCUAACGCUGGUCGAUUUGUUCGUUAUCAAUUUACUCCUCAAUUCUUGAAGCUCAAAUUAGUUGGAGCAACUGUUGAAUUUACCGUGGGUAAUGUUCCUGUCAAAAACUUCCGCAUGAUUGAAAGGCAUUUCUUUCGUGAUAAGCUAUUGAAAACGUUCGAUUUCGAAUUCGGAUACUGUAUUCCUAAUAGUAAAAAUACAUGUGAACAUAUCUACGAGUUCCCUGCUCUUUCAGAAAAACAAAUGCAAGAAAUGAUAGAAAAUCCAUUUGAAACACGAUCCGAUAGCUUUUACUUCGUUGAUAAUCGUUUGAUGAUGCAUAAUAAAGCGGAUUAUGCUUACGAUGGUGGCUUGUAAUGAAGUUUGAAAUGAUUACCUACAAGCUAAUGUGGAAAUUCAUUCGUGAAUGCUAACUUUUUUGAAGUUAUCUCAUCUGAAAAAUGAUAUCUAUAGACUCCAUGCCUACUUUAAAUUUCGUAAGGUUUACUCGUAUUUGCUGUAAUUUUUGGAGCAUAGUUGAAUUUCAGUUCGAGUUCAUUUGCCUUUGCUGCGAUAUUUCAUUUUUAUUUCGAACUCGUGACUGGUAAGGGUGUUUCGAUUUUUUUUGAACAUCCAGUAUGUAAUCGUGGAAUUCAAUAUUACUAUACGAUGCAAUGUGAUUAAUUCAGAUCAAUGCCAAAAAUUAGAUACUCAAUUUGAUUACGUACUUAGAUGUAAUGUUAAGUAGGUGUUAAAAUGCGCAAUAUUUGUGAUUAGAUUAAAACGCUCAAAGCUGCCAUGUGCUACAUUCAAGAAAAUCUACAGACAAUAGUGUUUUAUACGUAAUUGUUAUUAGCUUUUUAAAAUUACUUUUUUUUUAUCAACGCUGCUCAAACCGAUAGAAACGAUUUAUAUGAAUAAGUCUGUGUUGAAAUUAGAGAAAAAUAAUUCGUUCAGUUAUUUGUAUUAGCCUGUUGAGUGCUAAAAAAAGGAACGAAUGAGUAUUAUUGUGAACUGUAAAGUCAUUUUUUUAUAGUUAGUUGUACUACAUCAAUUUGAUCAAAUAUGCGUAAGAGUCGUUUUGUCUCACAAAUGUUGGAUUUUGCUUUUUGUUACGGUAGAUCUAGGUAUAGGUAUGUACUAUGUACAUUACACACUAAGAAUUUUCGUUGCUGUGUAGGAAAAGAAGAAAGAUAUUGUUAGAUUAUCUAUCAGCUUAAAAAUAUUAGAAUAAUAGCUAUUUGAAAAAAUAUCUACAUAUUGAACAUAAAUAUUAUGAAUCUAUAGAAGAUCUUGAGUGAAAUCGUGAUAGAAUAUCUUAUGAAUAAGUAAUUUUCUGAAAGACUUAAUAGGUGACUAGGUGAUUUUAAACGUCACAUACAGGGUGUUCCAGAAUAACCUUUCACAUUUUGGUAACCACUGAUCUGUGUUCAAGUGGAGCUAGGGGAAUGGUAAAGGCGGUUCUAGGUAGCCAAAGCAUGCCGAAUUAUGUUUCAAUAGUUAUUUUUUGCCCUGGAGAAGUAUAUGGCUGUACAGUGUGCUUUUACUGUGAAGGCCUUUUUUAAAAAUAUAGGGUCCUGGAACUCUUUACUCUUUACCCAUCAGUAACAAAGCUCAUUUUUAUCCAAACAGUGAAGUGAAUAUACAGAAUGUGCGCUUCCAGUGUACAGAGAAUCAGUUGAUAAUACUCGAGAAACCUCUACACUUUGCUAAGUUGACUGUUUGGUUGGGCGUGGCUAAAUUUGGUGUAGUGGGACCAUGUGUGUUUAAUGAAACAGUAACGGUGAGGGGUAAGGCAAAAUGUUAAACGAGUUUCUUGUUCCUGAACUGAAAGGCAGACGUGACGAUGUAUCUAGAGUUACUUACUAGGUGUAUGUUGGAGCAACCUGUCAUUCAGAGACAAACACAAUUUAUGUUUAGCGUGUGAGCACUUUGGUCAUUGAAUAAUUUCGUUGAACACAGAAAUUUAAUGGCCACCUCGAUUCCCUGACUUUUCCCCCUGAUUUUUUUUAUGGAGUUACCUCAAGUCAAAAGUGUAUCAGGAUGAAUCUAGGACUCUAAAACAUCUUCUAGGUAAUAUUAUUCGUGAGUUGAGACUGAUUGGAAGAGAAGUGUUCAAUAAUUCGAAAAAAUGUUUGAUCGAAUGUGUCAAAAAUGAUGGAAAAUAUCUCGAUGGAAAAAUUUUUAAAACUUAAUUUUUAAUGAAAACUCAAAUACAUGGUCUAAAAACGGCAUAUUUCUACUUCAUUUUGGUUGUAAAAGAAUUUUUGUAAACGUUUUUCUCUCAGAGUAAUGAAAAAAACAAAUGUGAAAGGUUAUUCUGGAACACCCUGUAUAUUCACUUAGCACAAAUAUAACGUGUAUGUUCUUGUUCAUUUUAUAUGAUAGCUUUAAGGUGAAAUAAAUUGUGAUUAAUCCUUA
This is a messenger RNA of Planococcus citri (citrus mealybug), 2888 nucleotides long. It is a transcript of the gene unc-119, whose product is annotated as unc-119 lipid binding chaperone. Gene Ontology annotation, cellular component: cilium. The record is from RefSeq and is a predicted model, not a curated record. Gene Ontology annotation, biological process: nervous system development; cilium assembly; lipoprotein transport. Lineage: Eukaryota; Metazoa; Arthropoda; Insecta; Hemiptera; Pseudococcidae. The transcript has 6 exons. The coding region runs from base 177 to 845 and encodes 222 amino acids. Gene Ontology annotation, molecular function: lipid binding.